AUGCUGGACAAAGAUCCAAAGUACAAGAGUAUCGUUGAUCAUCGUCGAGGGAUGCAAUCACGCCUUGCUCGAGAACUCCACGAGGCUGCAGGUGUUUCUCUUGGUCCCUGUGGCAUCCCGGAAGUCAAGAUGUUCCAAGCAGCUCUUCCUGAUUAUCAACUCAACGUGAUUUCCAAGGAACAUUUGAAUGCCCUCAUCUACUCAGGUCCUGAAACAGAGAAACACCUAUACUUGUACCACCAUGACAGCCAUUACAACGUGAUCACCAGUAUGCCUGCCUUCCUCGCCCGUAAACAGUAUUGCCAUAAAUUCAAGAAAGGUUUCGACAAGAUUACUGACCAUCCCUGUGGCGAUCUGUGCAAACUGUGUAAUACCCAAAACUGUCCCAUCGUUGAAUGGAAAUUUUGCAAAGACUGUAACCGUUUCUUUAAAUGUGAUGAAUGUUUCAACCGCCAUAAAGAUGACGCCGGUCCUGCCCAAUCCCUGUGUCGUGCUUUAAUUAAAUGCAUGAAGUGCAAACGUGUUGUUACUCGUGCCAGUCUUCGUGAUCAUCAUUGUGGCAAAGUGAGAUGUUCCACCUGUCAGAAAUACGUCAAACCAGAAAACCACCAAUGUUAUCUUCAACCUGUAAAGGCGAAGAAGGCACGAUCCCCUGAAGAAGGAAACAAUUUGCUCGAUGAUGAUGUGGCCGUGGAAAACGACGUAGAAGACACCAAAAACUUAAUGUUCUUCGACUUUGAGUGCACGCAAGACGAUGGUAAACACGUCCCCAAUCUCUGCGUAGUCCAGAACGAAAGCGGUGACGAGAAAGUCUUUUCUGACUUAGAUCACGCAUGCGUAAUAAACGUAAAGAGUAUUUUGUAA
Messenger RNA from Paramuricea clavata, 864 nucleotides. The record is from the annotation of a GenBank genome assembly. NCBI's taxonomy places the organism in Eukaryota, Metazoa, Cnidaria, Anthozoa, Malacalcyonacea, Plexauridae.